This is a messenger RNA of Lepus europaeus (European hare), 7003 nucleotides long. RefSeq names its product dysferlin (gene DYSF). Gene Ontology annotation, cellular component: cytoplasmic vesicle; membrane; T-tubule. Lineage: Eukaryota; Metazoa; Chordata; Mammalia; Lagomorpha; Leporidae. The transcript has 56 exons. The record is from RefSeq and is a predicted model, not a curated record. Bases 431 to 6793 code for a protein of 2120 amino acids. Gene Ontology annotation, biological process: plasma membrane repair; monocyte activation involved in immune response; vesicle fusion. Gene Ontology annotation, molecular function: calcium-dependent phospholipid binding; calcium ion binding.
CCCUGGUCCAGCCCCCGGCCCUCGCGGCCACCGCCCAGCCCGCUGUUCCAUGGCCAGGUGCAAAAUGCCUUGUCAUCUGGAGAGCCCGCGGCCGGAGCAUUGAAUUACAGCUCAAUGGAGCCCCGCUAGGGCGGCGGGCGCGGAAGCAGAGCAAAGCCCCUGUUCUGGGAAGGCCCGCUGAGCGGCCGGGUGAGCACAGCCCGGGCAGCGCAGCCGAGGCAGGGUCCGAGCCUUGCCCAGUGGAGCAGCCCGGGGGUGGGGUCUGUUCCCUUUUAAGAGAAGAAGCUCGGAGCCGAGAGCCAGAGCUCCGAAGCGGCCGCGCUCCGCCAGCCCUCCCCAGGAGCGGACCCACUAGCUGCCCCUCAGCCACCUGCGACCUUCCCCAGCCCUCCAGGCGCCCUGGGCGCACGGAGCUCUGCGCGCGCCAGACAUGCUGAGGGUCUUCUUCCUCUACGCGGAGAACGUCCACACCCCGGACUCCGACAUCAGCGAUGCCUACUGCUCCGCGGUGUUCGCAGGGGUGAAGAAGAGAACCAAGGUCAUCAAGAACAGCGUGAACCCCGUGUGGAAUGAGGGCUUCGAGUGGGACCUCAAGGGCACUCCCCUGGACCAGACCUCUGAGCUUCAUGUGGUGGUCAAAGACCAUGAGAAGAUGGGGAGGAACAGGUUCCUGGGGGAGGCCAAGGUCCCGCUGCGGGAGGUCCUCGCCACGCCCAGCCUGUCGGCCAGCUUCAAUGCCCCGCUCUUGGACACCAAGCAGCAGCCCACGGGGGCCUCGCUGGUCCUGCAGGUAUCCUACACGCCACUGCCUGGAGCUGUGCCCCUGUACCCGCCCGCCACACCGCUGGACCCCACCCCGAUCCUGCUGGACUCAGAUGCACUGGCUGGUGGGGGACAGAGCCGGGCCGAGACUUGGUCCCUGCUCAGUGACAGCACCGUGGACACGAGAUACUCUGGAAAGAAGUGGCUGGCCCCCGCGGACACAGGAGGAGAGGAAGACACCGAAGACCAGGGGCUCACGGGCGACGAGGCAGAGCCAUUCCUAGACCCGAGCGGUGCUCCGGGCCCUGGGGCACCCCCCACCCCAAAGAAGCCACCAUCCCACCCUCCGCCCUACCACCCUGGGAGCAGGAGACCAAGAAGCACGCCGGCGCCCAGAAAGCUGCUGUCGGACAAACCGCAGGACUUCCAGAUCAGGGUCCAGGUGAUCGAAGGGCGCCAGCUGCCGGGGGUGAACAUCAAGCCGGUGGUCAAGGUCACGGCUGCCGGGCAGACCAAGCGGACACGGAUUCACAAGGGGAACAGUCCUCUCUUUAAUGAGACUCUUUUCUUCAAUGUGUUUGACUCUCCCGCGGAGCUGUUCAACGAGCCCAUCUUCAUCACGGUGGUGGACUCCCGCUCCCUCAGGACAGAUGCGCUCAUCGGGGAGUUCCGGAUGGACGUGGGCACCGUUUACAGAGAGCCCCGGCACGCCUAUCUCAGGAAGUGGCUGCUGCUCUCCGACCCUGACGACUUCUCUGCUGGCGCCAGGGGCUACCUGAAAGCCAGCAUGUGUGUGCUGGGACCGGGAGACGAAGCGCCCCUGGAGAGAAAAGACCCCUCUGAAGACAAGGAGGACAUUGAAGGUAACCUGCUGCGGCCCACAGGCGUGGCCCUGCGAGGAGCCCACUUCUGCCUGAAGGUCUUCCGGGCCGAGGACCUGCCACAGAUGGACGACGCCGUGCUGGACAACGUGAAGCAGAUCUUCGGCUUUGACAGUAACAAGAAGAACUUGGUGGACCCCUUCAUGGAGAUCAGCUUUGCAGGGAAAAUGCUCUGCAGCAAGAUCCUGGAGAAGACAGCCAACCCUCAGUGGAACCAGAGCAUCACACUGCCUGCCAUGUUUCCCUCCAUGUGUGAGAAAAUGAGGAUUCGCGUCAUGGACUGGGACCGCCUCACUCACAAUGACAUCGUGGCCACCACCUACCUGAGUAUGUCGAAGGUCUCUGCGCCUGGAGGAGAAAUCGAAGUGGACGACCAUCUGGGCUUCCUCCCCACUUUUGGGCCCUGCUACGUCAAUCUCUAUGGCAGCCCCAGGGAGUUCACGGGCUUCCCAGACCCCUACGUGGAGCUCAACAUGGGCAAGGGGGAAGGUGUGGCCUACCGAGGCCGGCUCCUGCUCUCCCUGGAGACCAAGCUGGUGGAGCACAGCGAGCAGAAGGUGGAGGACCUCCCUGCAGACGACAUCCUGCGGGUGGAGAAGUACCUGCGGAGGCGCAAGUACUCCCUGUUUGCCGCCUUCUACUCGGCCUCCAUGCUGCAGGACGUGGAUGACGCCAUCCAGUUUGAGGUCAGCAUCGGGAACUACGGGAACAAGUUCGACACCACCUGCCUGCCGCUGGCCUCCACCACGCAGUACAGCAGGGCCGUCUUCGACGGCUGCCACUACUACUACCUGCCCUGGGGCAACGUGAAACCUGUGGUGGUGCUGUCUUCCUACUGGGAAGACAUCAGCCACAGGGUCGAGACGCAGAACCACCUGCUCGGGAUCGCUGACCGGCUGGAAGCUGGUCUGGCGCAGGUCCACCUGGCCCUGAAGGCGCAGUGCUCUGCCGAGGACGCCGACGCCCUGGGGGCUCAGCUGAUGGAUGAGCUCAUUGCAGACUGCAGUCAGCCCCUGCAUGAUGUCCGUGAGACGCCCUCUGCCACCCACCUGGACCAGUACCUGUACCAGCUGCGCAGCCGCCACCUGAGCCAGAUUGCAGAGGCCGCCCUGGCGCUGAAGCUCGGCCACAGCGAGCUCCCUGCUGUCCUGGAGCAGGCGGAGGACUGGCUGCUGCGUCUCCGUGCCCUGGCUGAGGAGCCCCAGAACAGCCUGCCGGACAUCAUCAUCUGGAUGCUGCAGGGAGACAAGCGUGUGGCUUACCAGCGGGUGCCCGCCCACCAGGUCCUCUUCUCCCGGCGGGGGGCCAGCUUCUGCGGCAAGAACUGCGGGAAGCUGCAGACCAUCUUUCUGAAAUAUCCCAUGGAGAGGGUGCCUGGAGCCCGGAUGCCAGUGCAGAUUCGGGUCAAGCUCUGGUUCGGGCUGUCUGUGGAUGAGAAAGAGUUCAACCAGUUCGCUGAGGGGAAGCUGUCCGUCUUCGCUGAAACCUACGAGAACCAGACCAAGCUGGCCCUGGUCGGGAACUGGGGUACCACGGGCCUCACCUACCCCAAGUUUUCCGACGUGACGGGCAAGAUCAAGCUACCCAAGGACAGCUUCCGCCCCUCCACUGGCUGGGCCUGGGCUGGAGACUGGUUCGUGUGUCCGGAGAAGACUCUGCUCCAUGACACGGACGCCGGCCACCUGAGCUUCGUGGAGGAGGUGUUUGAGAACCAGACCAGGCUCCCUGGAGGCCAGUGGAUCUACAUGAGUGACAACUACACGGACGUGAACGGGGAGAAGGUGCUUCCCAAGGACGACAUCGAGUGCCCCCUGGGUUGGAAGUGGGAAGAUGAAGAGUGGUCCACCGACCUCAACAGGGCUGUUGAUGAGCAAGGCUGGGAGUACAGCAUCACCCUCCCCGCUGACCGGAAGCCCCGGCACUGGGUGCCGGCGGAGAAGAUGUACUACACGCACCGCAGGCGACGCUGGGUGCGCCUGCGCAGGAGGGACCUCAGCCAGAUGGAAGCCCUGAAGAAGCACAGGCAGGCGGAGGCGGAGGGCGAGGGCUGGGAGUAUGCCUCGCUCUUUGGCUGGAAGUUCCACCUCGAGUACCGCAAGACUGACGCCUUUCGCCGCCGGCGCUGGCGCCGCCGCAUGGAGCCACUGGAGAAGACGGGGCCUGCGGCCGUGUUUGCCCUUGAGGGGGCCCUGGGCGGCGUGGUGGAUGACAGGAGUGAGGAUUCCAUGUCAGUAUCCACCUUGAGCUUUGGCGUGAACAGACCCACAAUUUCCUGCAUCUUCGACUAUGGGAACCGCUACCACCUACGCUGCUACAUGUACCAGGCCCGGGACCUGCCUUCGAUGGACAAGGACUCAUUUUCUGAUCCCUACGCCAUCGUCUCCUUCCUGCACCAGAGCCAGAAGACGGUGGUGGCGAAGAAUACCUUGAACCCUACCUGGGACCAGACACUCAUCUUCUAUGAGAUCGAGAUCUUCGGGGAGCCAGCCAGCAUUGCCGAGCAGCCGCCCAGCAUCGUGGUGGAGCUGUACGAUCAUGACACCUACGGUGCCGACGAGUUUAUGGGCCGCUGCAUCUGUCAGCCGAGUCUGGAGCGGAUGCCCCGGCUGGCCUGGUUCCCGCUGCUGAGGGGCAGCCAGCCGGCUGGCGAGCUGCUGGCCUCCUUUGAGCUCAUCCAGAGAGAGAAGCCGGCCGUCCACCACAUCCCCGGUUUCGAGGUGCCAGACAGCUCAGGCAUGCUGGAUGAGUCGGAUGACACGGACCUGCCCUACCCACCGCCCCAGAGGGAGGCCAACGUCUACAUGGUUCCCCAGAACAUCAAACCUGUUCUGCAGCGGACAGCCAUAGAGAUCCUGGCCUGGGGCCUGCGCAACAUGAAGAGCUACCAGCUGGCCAGCAUCUCCUCCCCCAGCCUCGUGGUGGAGUGCGGGGGCCAGGCUGUGCAGUCCUGCGUCAUCAGGAACCUCCGCAAGAACCCCAACUUUGACGUCUGCACUCUUUUCAUGGAAGUGAUGCUGCCCCGGGAAGAGCUCUACUGCCCGCCCAUUGUGGUCAAGGUCAUUGAUAACCGCCAGUUUGGCCGCCGGCCUGUGGUGGGCCAGUGCACCAUCCGCUCCCUGGAGAGCUUCCUGUGUGACCCCUACUCAGCUGAGAGUCCAUCGCCACAGGGAGGCCCAGAUGAUGUGAGCCUGCUCAGCCCUGGGGAGGACGUGCUCAUUGACAUCGAUGACAAGGAGCCACUCAUCCCCACCCAGCUUGCAGAUGGGCUGUCGAGCUUGGUCCCCACUAACACGGCGUCUUCUCCAUCCAGUCCUCAUGAAGAAGAGUUCAUCGAUUGGUGGAGCAAAUUCUUCGCCUCCAUAGGGGAGAGGGAGAAGUGCGGCUCCUACUUGGAGAAGGAUUUUGACACACUAAAGGUCUACGACACCCAGCUGGAGAACGUGGAGGCCUUUGAGGGCCUGUCUGACUUUUGUAACACCUUCAAGCUCUACCGGGGCAAGACUCAGGAAGAGGUGGAAGAUCCGUCUGUCAUUGGGGAAUUCAAGGGCCUCUUCAAAAUUUAUCCACUCCCAGAAGACCCAGCUAUCCCCAUGCCCCCCAGACAGUUCCACCAGCUGGCUGCCCAGGGGCCGCAGGAGUGCUUGGUCCGUAUCUACAUCGUCCGUGCCUUUGGCCUGCAGCCCAAGGACCCCAAUGGGAAGUGUGAUCCUUACAUCAAGAUCUCCGUAGGGAAGGAAUCAGUGAGCGACCAGGACAACUACAUCCCCUGCACCCUGGAGCCUGUGUUUGGAAAGAUGUUCGAGCUCACCUGCACUCUGCCCCUGGAGAAGGACCUGAGGGUCGCUCUCUAUGACUAUGACCUCCUCUCCAAGGACGAGAAAAUCGGGGAGACGGUCAUCGACCUGGAGAACAGGCUGCUGUCCAAGUUUGGGGCUCGCUGCGGCCUCCCACAGACCUAUUGCAUCUCUGGACCAAACCAGUGGAGGGACCAGCUCCGCCCCUCCCAGCUCCUCCACCUCUUCUGCCAGCAGCACCGAGUCAAGGCCCCCGUGUACUGGACAGACCACGUGACCUUCCAGGGUAAAGAGUACACCAUUGAGGACAUAGAGGCUGGCAGAAUGCCGAACCCCCACCUGGGUCCAGUGCAGGAGCGCCUGGCUCUGCACGUCCUCCAGCAGCAGGGCCUGGUUCCAGAGCACGUGGAGUCGCGGCCCCUCUACAGCCCCCUGCAGCCCAACAUCGAGCAGGGGAAGCUGCAGAUGUGGAUAGACCUGUUCCCGAAGGCCUUGGGGCGACCUGGACCCCCCUUCAACAUCACCCCACGGAGAGCCAGGAGGUUUUUCCUGCGCUGCAUUGUCUGGAACACCAAAGAUGUGAUCCUGGACGACCUCAGCAUCACAGGGGAGAAGAUGAGUGACAUUUACGUGAAAGGCUGGAUGGUGGGCCUGGAGGAGCACAGGCAGAAGACGGAUGUACACUACCGCUCGCUGGGCGGAGAGGGCAACUUCAACUGGAGGUUCGUCUUCCCCUUUGACUACCUGCCGGCUGAGCAGGUCUGCACCGUCACCAAGAAGGACGCCUUCUGGAGCCUGGACAAGACCGAGAGCAAAAUCCCAGCGCGAGUGGUCUUCCAGAUCUGGGACAACGACAAGUUCUCCUUUGACGACUUCCUGGGCGCCCUGCAGCUGGAUCUCAACCACAUGCCCAAGCCAGCUAAGACGGCCGAGAAGUGCUCCCUGGAGCAGCUGGACGAAGUCUUCCACCCAGAACGGUUUGUGUCCCUCUUUGAGCAGAAGACGGUGAAGGGCUGGUGGCCCUGUGUGGCAGAUGAGGGCGAAAAGAAGAUCCUGGCGGGCAAGCUGGAAAUGACCCUGGAGAUUGUAGCAGAGAGUGAGCAUGAGGAGCGGCCCGCUGGCCAGGGUCGAGAUGAGCCCAACAUGAACCCCAAGCUUGAAGACCCGAGGCGCCCGGACACCUCCUUCCUGUGGUUCACCUCCCCGUACAAGACAAUGAAAUUCAUCCUGUGGCGGCGCUUCCGGUGUGCCAUCAUCCUCUUCAUCAUCCUCUUCAUCCUCCUGCUGUUCUUGGGCAUCUUCGUCUAUGCCUUCCCGAACUACGCUGCCAUGAAGCUGGUGAAGCCCUUCAGCUGAGGGCGCCCCCACCACGUCCAGCUCCUGCAGACCUCUGAGGCCAGACCGUCCUGCCAGGGUGGGCGGGUGCGCAGAAGGACUGACGAGUGCUCCCAGAGCGGCAGGCGUCGAGCCCUGGGGUCACCGCCUUUCAUCAUCUCUGUCUCCUCUGGCCCUCCCCUCCUUUGGAUCGGCUCACACACAUUUCAGUAUAAAACAGACAGAACCUCA